ACGUAAACAUGGCCUUGCUCAGCAGACGAGUCGCGUUGAGUCUCUUUCGGAAUUAUUUAAAUUUAGCGUCUCCACAGUCUUAUCUUCUUCCAACAUGUACUCAGGUUCAACAUAUGAAUUAUGCCAAACCAGCAAUGCCCAAGAUGAAAGGAAAAGCAAAGCUUGGUCCAGCUGUUGAGAAAGUGCGUCUUCCAGUAGAGACAGACCCAGUGAAGUUAGCAAACUUUGUCUGUGGAUCAGACCCAGUAAAGGAAAAUCCACAAGACAUCCAGUUGAAAGACGAUUCUGAAUACCCAGAUUGGCUGUGGACUCUAAGGACAGGUGAACCACCCCCUCUGAGGGAAAUGGACCCCAACACAAAGCAGUACUGGAGGAGAUUACGAACAAUGGCCAUGAAAGAAAAGAAUCUGCUCAGGAAAACAGGAAAGCGAUAGAGAGACCGCUGGAAUUACUUGAAAAGGCUGAAAUUUUUAACAACUGCUGUUCUAGUGAAAAUUUGAAUCUGUACAUAAUUUUUUCUUGUUUGGUUUUGUAUAAAGAAAUAAAUAGAUAAAAGAUGAAAA
Molecule: messenger RNA, 563 nt
Organism: Penaeus indicus
Lineage: Eukaryota; Metazoa; Arthropoda; Malacostraca; Decapoda; Penaeidae
Gene: mRpL54
Product: large ribosomal subunit protein mL54-like
Exons: 4
Coding region: 9-434 (141 amino acids)
Cellular component (GO): mitochondrial large ribosomal subunit
Molecular function (GO): structural constituent of ribosome
Source: RefSeq, a predicted model, not a curated record